AAAUAUCAGAAGGAAGUCUCUUGCGUUGCCUUGUUCGUACUAGAAAAAUCUCUAGGUCUAGUUAUGGUUAAGAUUAUAAGCAUCAGUUUGAAUUUCUACUCACUAAAAUUAUAGUGACUCUGAUUCAUCGACACAUAACGUGAAUGAAUAUGACGCAAUGUUUAUAUAACUGCAAUGUUUAUUUAUUAAAGAACAAUAAACAAUCAAUCAAACCAAAACACACAACGUAAGGAAUGCUUAAUAUAUACGGAUUGUUUACCGGAGUCAUUCAUUCUAUACUGAUCAGUAGUCGAUACGCCAUCCAACGAUGAACACGAAGAUGCUCCUGUUAAUUUUUCUGAGAAUAUUAGGCGAAGGAGUGAUCGGUCACAUUAUGAACCCUUCUGUAGAUAUAUUCGACCUCUCGCACCCUGUUCUAUGGAAGGAUAUGCAGAAUAUUUAUGAAGAGAUUGCAACGCAUAAACAAUGGCAGGUCUGCUUCAACUGCGGUUUCCCUGAAAUGGGCACUGCCAUUCACUAUCAAUAUUACGGCUGGAAUGCCGUGAAGCCAGCAGCCAUACCAAUUCAAAACUUGCUGACCAGGCUCGUAGUCAUAGACCUAAGCUCAAUCACGAAAAGCGAUCCAAAUCAUGUACUAACACUGGACGAUGCCCGCCGCUGGCUCGCCGUGGAACAGGGACCAUUUCAGCCCACGCUCAUUUUGUUCAAGUUCGGAUGGGCAGAUCACCCGUCGUAUGGUCUGAACUACAAAUGUUUCUGUCAGAUGCCUGGAAUCGGUUUCGAUCUAGCGGCGUGGAUAGCCGUCAACCUGAGCCACGUGGUGGGUGUAGCCACGGACGCACCGAGUCUGGAGUCCGAGGAGACAAGGAAUGGGACGGCUAAAACUGUAUCGGUUCUGCUUGGCAAAAGUGGCGUUUACAUGAUUGAAAAUGUGGAUGCUAGGAGGAAGUUACCAGAAAAGGGAUGCAUGGCGUUGGUAUCACCCCUGAAACUUCUAGAUGGGAAUUUCGUGCCAACCCGCCUCACCGCUUUCUGCCCGCGGCGCCACCACGAUAAAGUGGAAAUAAUCAUGGCUCCUCGAAUUAACUUACCACCCCAAUGAUGAACACCCAUAAACCAAAAACCGUCGCUAUACUUACUCAAACCUCGUAUCUCUAUAUUAGAUACGUAUAUCAGACAUGAGUUUGAAUAAGUAUAGCGACAAAAUGUACUUACAACUUAUUUACGCCUGGGUCUCCGAGUCAUAGGACUCAUAAGGGAGGAGUUCCAUGAAAGAGCCGGUUUACUAACUGGUAAAAAAAUAUAGUUCUAAUGAAUUAACGAGAUUUGUUUACAGAAUUAAUAUUUGUUUAUUAAAGUACAUACAUAAACAUCAGUAGAAAACAUGGCGCAUUAUCAAUUUUAUCUACACACAUAUCAUAAACCCUCUAUGAUGCCUUCAAAAUCCGUAGGUUGGUAAAUAAUGGCCAACAUUACAAUAAACUGUUUUGUUACAACAAAUUUCUUAUCUGUGAUAAUGUUGUUAUUGCUUCAUAACUACUUGGAACAAUAAAAAUUUGGAACAUCUCUGAAAAAAAAGCAGUUCGUUCUGACCUCUAUUCUAAAAUCAGUUGAGAUGUCUUUUUGUUCGAAAUGAAAUGUCAAUUGCAUACAAUUUUGACAAAUCUCGCAUGUUAGUUUGUAUCGAAUAAUACGGAAAUAGGCCCUCGACUCUAGUUUAUCUCUGAAUUAAAAAAAAACUAUGGAUGCGUGAUAUGCGUGUAAAAAGUUUUCAUUUACCGCCAUUUGACGUACAGUUUAUCUUCUAAUUAGUUUUAAGUAUAAAAUGAAUUUGUUUAGUUGUUUUUAAAGUAACCAUAGCAAAAGUUUCGUGUAAAAUGAACGAUAAAAAUAUUUCUGUGACGCCACCACAUUACAGUAAUAAUAUAUACUAAUCUAUGACCACAUAACCGCGAGUUCCGCCAAGAGUUGGCUGUUAUUUCGGUUAGUGAAUAUAUCAUAGAAAGUUUAUAAUAUGUGUGUAGGUAAAAUGCGCGGUCCACACGAAAAUCGCCAUUUGUAUGGAGAUCUUAAUAAGAUUAGCGCUUCAAAGUAUAAGCUUGUAAUUGAAUUAUGCAUUUACUUACAUGAUUUUACACAGAAAAGAUUCUAGACUAAUUCCUCUAACGUUCUCGUUAUCAAGUAUUGCAUAUUAUAUCUUAUUUUAUUAAAAUAUUUGCAGUUCAAGUUAUGGUUCCAAUAUUGUAUGCUUAAGCCAAUAGAUGACCGGCGGUCAACUUUUGGGUAAGGGCUUGUUUUUUCAAAUGUUUGUAUAAAAUCUAAUAGAAAAGGUAGACGCAUAAUUUAUGUUUUAAAUUGAUAGCUGGCUAGGCCUUAAUUUUUGAAUAGAUGAACAAAGCUUUCUUUUAUUUAACCCAGUUAUUUCAAGGUUUAUUUUAGUAUGGGCUGUUCAACUAAAAAUCUUAUCCCUAAAAGAUGAACUAUGAUAAUUCACUUCAUCUUUUCAUCUUUUGGGCUCAAUUCCAAUACAUGAAUUUCGCAUUAAUUUUGAUAGUUCAUUUCUUCAAUACCGUGUCUAAAACUUGAACCUAGUAAUUUGUCCGUUCAUGUUUUGAGUAGCAUUAUCAACACUGAACAAGUUCAAUGUUAAAAAUAGUGAAUUUUAUAUCUUUAAUCGGUAGCUUUGUUACUUUUUUAAAUUAUUUACAAAUACAAAUUUAAAAAGUGUAGAAGUUAAUUUAUUAAGUCGUUUUAAUUUAUUUGAGGAUCAUAUUUUCUUUUUGGAGCAAAAUUCCACCUAGGGCAUUUUUUUUCUCUCUCCGGCACAAAUAAUUUAAUACACUAUUUUUUCCCUACCUAUUGUAAUUGCUCCGUGGUCAGAAUUUAACAAAAGGGACAAAGUUAUACUCUAUCUAUACUUGUUCAUCUAUUGGCAUCUUGUCGUUCAAUAUUAGGGUACUUUAUAUUGAUUUUAUACUGGUUCAUCUUUUGGGGUAAAAACGUUCACGUUGCCCCAUUUCAUCAUAUAAUAUUUUUUAUAAAAAUACUGAAUUACAAUAUAUGCAUUUGGAAUAAUUCAUUCUAAUCUAUAGAUUAUAUGCUGAAUCAUAUUAAAAAAUUAAAGUUGUUAAAAAUAGGUUACAACAUAUGUAAAAAAAAAACUAAAGUUGGGGUAGUCGCUUAACUGGUCAUCUUUUGGUGAUUUCACCCUAAGAGAAAUUAAGAAUGGCUCAAAAUCGCUGUAGAGUUAAGAAUUUGUUAAAAAUGUUGUUUAAUAAAAAUAGAACUAAUAUAACAAUCUGUAACAAUAAAUAUAUAAUUUAAACCAUAA
Molecule: messenger RNA, 3331 nt
Organism: Cydia pomonella (codling moth)
Lineage: Eukaryota; Metazoa; Arthropoda; Insecta; Lepidoptera; Tortricidae
Exons: 5
Coding region: 308-1102 (264 amino acids)
Molecular function (GO): arylformamidase activity
Source: RefSeq, a predicted model, not a curated record